AUGGAUGACACCGAAAAGCAAGCAGAGAACUCCUUUAAAGACCUUCGAGAACAAUUACAGAGCAUGCCAGUCGACAUGCGAAUUUUUUCUCUUUGCAUGAGAUCCCUUUACUCAGAUCAGGCGCUUGACACCAAUUCCAAAGGCGCUAGAAAGUUUAGGGAACUCCGAGACAAAACCAGAAACGACGCAAUGGUGUACCUUAAAGGUGUCCUGCCGCUUUCGACCAAACUGGUCUCAUCCAUCAGCGAGUACUUUGAGUACUAUGAAGCCCUGGAGUACGAAGAAUGGCGUGAGAUGCUGUCUGACAUCCUCGAAGAGACCAUUGGCUACAGGGAGAUGUGCCAAGCGCUACUGAAGAUGCACGAAGACAUCUUGGUACCACUUAAAGAGAGAGAAGACCAGGCUCGCGUAAUUGUAAAAGAAUUGAAACACCUUCAAGAGGAAUUUGAAAGGAAGAAGAAAGAGCUAGAAGACAAGGCAGAUACAAAACGCUCCUGGGCGAUUGGACUUGCCUUUGUACCGUUUGUAAACGUUAUCGCGAGCCCUGUGUUGUUUUCUGCUGCUGAAUCAGAUGUGGCUAGUGCAGUUUCUAAAGGCUGCGAGGCAAAAGUUCAAGAAGCUGCCGCAAUCACAGUCAGCGACACCCUCAUCCCUGCCUUCAAGGGCUUUAUAAGUGGUAUCUCCAAAGCAGCUGGUUUCUUCUCCGUCAUGGAACAGGAGUUAAAAAAGUUUGAAGGAAAAGCUGAGAAAAGCAAGAGCGACAGCAAGAAACUGUACUACAAAGUUAUGAAGGCACAAGCAAGCGAUAUGAAGUGCCUUUGCCAAGGCCUCUACGCGGUUAUACCAGAGGUCAGAACUGAUUUCCUAGCCAUUCCAACCGAGGGAACAGACCAGAACUACAUCGACAGGUGGCUGGAAAAGCAGAAGAAAACCAUUCAAGAAAAAUGUUCAAUUCGAAAGAUAGCGAGCAAGCUUCUGUUAGCCAUCACAGCCCCAGAUGAGAGCAAGUGAAAAGUGGAAAGAACAAGAUCGAGUGUGACUCUUAGGAACAUCUUAAUGGAAACAGUAUGAUUUUUGUCUUUUUUACAUAUAUAUUAGAGUAAGUGUAGUUAAAUGCAGCAGCAAAACCAAGUUUUAACGUGAUUCAUUCCGGCAUUAGGGGUGGCAAUGACUACGAAGUUAUCGGAAUUGCUUCGUCUACGAUUUGAUUUUGUUACCUUUGUUAAUUGUUCAUACAGUGUGAGCAAGACUUUCACCCGAUCCGAUGAGGUAUUUGGUAGUGUUAGAGUGCCUUCCGAAGGAUUUCGUUAUUAGUAUUUUUCUUUUGGGUUUCGUCUGACCACCCAUUAAAAAGAGCUCUAACUGACGUAGAGACUUAGUAGAGCCAGAAUGCAGAGCUUUGAAUUAAAUAUCUCAGUCAUUACUUUUCAUGGAAAUAAAUCAGUAGGGAGCUUAUUAAUGCACAGUCCUGUAAGGAAUUGUGGAGGAGUUGAGGUAUCACGGCAGCGAGGCUUAUGAAAGAGUUGAUUAAAAACAGAUGUCUAUCUUCAGCAUUUUGCAAUUACCUCGAUGUGUUAACCGUCUCUGCCGGCGUUAGACCUCCUCGUGGAUGACAUGUGAAUGAAGUGUUAAGUUCGGGCUGAAAACGUGUUGAUUUGGCUUUGCGGCUCAGACUGCAAAUAACUUUAAAAAAAUUGUGUAGUUUCACAUCGUUUCUUAGAACGGGGAGGAAAUCUACAAAGUUUUAGAACGCAUGUGCAGAGGAGUUGUUCUGCUCGUUACAAGUUUUGUUUCUCCUUGUUCUCGUUCUCGCUGCUGUCGUUUUGUAAAAGUCCCCAUUAGUGACUGGAAGAGGAGUUCUACGGAGUUGUAACAAUCUGCUAGAAGAAUUCAACUCAUGAUAGAACUCCGCGAUUGAAGUUUUAUUUCUGCUAUGUUUUUUAAAACUGACAGGUUUAGAAUUAUAUUAAAUCAUGAUUCAUAACUUUUUGUAGGAGCGUUAUUAUUUUAAUCUUAUAAUCAAACAAGUUCAGGACACACAUUAUCAUGCGGUGUCAACUGUAAUCAAAAGUGAGUGAUUGUGCAAAGGUUUGUAAUUGAUUAGGUUUUAAUAAAGACUUCACAGAUGUUCCACA
Messenger RNA from Pocillopora damicornis (cauliflower coral), 2135 nucleotides. RefSeq lists its product as uncharacterized. The record is from RefSeq and is a predicted model, not a curated record. NCBI's taxonomy places the organism in Eukaryota, Metazoa, Cnidaria, Anthozoa, Scleractinia, Pocilloporidae.